AUGCUUUCUGCGAAACAGCCCCCUCCCAAAGUCCUCGUGCCGGAAAAGCUGUCGCCAGAUGGGUUGGCUCUUCUGCGUGCGUCGCUCGAGGUAGACGAGCGAAGGGGUCUUGAUGCAGAUGAACUCCUCCAAAUCAUCCCUGAAUAUGAAGCUCUGGUCGUCCGCUCCGAAACCAAAGUCACGGCCAAUCUGCUUCGAGCCGCCAAACAACUCAAGGUCGUUGCCAGAGCGGGAGUAGGAGUGGACAAUGUGGGUGAGUUAGCCCAACCCCCCCUCCCCCCUUCCCCCAGCCUUGGUUCAUGGCCACUGACAAGUCACCGCACAGAUGUCGAGGAAGCCACCAAGCUCGGCAUCGUCGUUGUCAACUCGCCGUCGGGCAACAUUGGGGCUGCCGCGGAACAUACCAUUGCCCUGCUGAUGGCCAUGGCGCGCAACAUCCCCGAGGCCUGCAGCAGUCUGAAAAGCGGCAAAUGGGAACGAAGCAAGUUUGUCGGCGUCGAGGUGAAGGGCAAGACCCUGUCGAUCAUCGGGUUGGGAAAAGGUGAGCUUCUUGCAAUCUGGGGACGAGGCAUUCAUUUCCGCUACGAUGGGGGGUCGAGUGGAUGGGCUGACCGACAAACAGUCGGCUUGACGGUUGCCCGGCUGGCCAAAGGGCUAGGAAUGCACGUCAAUGCACUCGAUCCGUACGCGUCCCCUGCUGUCGCAGCGUCGGCAUCUGUCACGCUGGUCUCGUCGCUGUCGGAGCUGCUGCCCACGGCGGACUUUCUCACCAUCCACACGCCGUUGAUCGCGUCGACCAAGGGGAUGAUCUCGACAGCCGAGCUCGCGCAGAUGAAGCCCGGUGCCCGUAUCCUCAACGUCGCUCGCGGCGGCACCAUCGAUGAAGCCGCCCUGCUCGAGUCUCUGGAGUCGGGCCACCUGGCCGCAGCGGCCAUCGACGUCUUCACUACCGAACCUCCCCAGCCCGAAUCGACUGCCGCUCGGCUGGUCGCCCAUCCCCGCGCGGUCGUCACUCCGCACCUCGGCGCCUCCACGGUCGAAGCCCAGGAAAACGUCUCCAUCGACGUCUGCGAGCAGGUCCUCCAGAUCCUCAACGGCUCCCUCCCGCGAAGCGCCGUCAACGCGCCGCUCAUCCUCCCCGACGAAUACCGCAAGCUGCAGCCGUUUGUCCGCCUCGUCGAGAAGAUGGGCAGCCUGUACACGCAGCACUACGCCUCGACCGUGGGCGGGUCCAUGACGCGGAACACCUUUGAUCUCAUCUACCACGGCGAGGUGGCGGGCAUCAGCAACACGCGCCCGUUGUUCGCCGCACUGAUCAAGGGCCUCCUGGCCCCGAUCAGCGGCUCCGAGGGCAUCAACAUCAACAUCGUCAAUGCGGAGCUGGUCGCGCGCGAACGCGGCAUCUUCGUCAACGAGCAGCACUCGCGCGAUCCGGCGGAUCAUUCGUAUUCGUAUUCCUCUCUUGUGACGCUGGUCGCGCGGCCGCCUUCGCGUGCCUCCUCCCGUGCGCCGGCCCCGGACGCGACGUCUCAGACUGGACCCAACCCGCAUGACCAACGCAUCAUCUCCGGGACGUGCAGCGGCGACCAGCCGCUGAUUAAUCGCCUGGGCCGGUUCGAGACCUCGUUCGUCCCGGAGGGGACGCUGCUCAUCUGCGAGAACUACGACUCCCCCGGGAAGAUCGGGGCGGUGGGGAGUCUCUUGGGGCAGGAGAGGGUCAAUAUCAAUUUCAUGACGGUGGCUCCUGUUUCCAGGAAGCUUGCAUUUGCGUCUGGGGCGACGGACGAUGGAGGUUCGAAGCACGAGGCGUUGAUGAUCCUGGGAAUCGACAAGGUGGUGGAUCAGCGAGUGGCCGAUGGGCUGAUCAAGGGGGGAGGGGUUUUGAGUGCUAGUGUCAUUUCUCUUUGA
This is a messenger RNA of Aspergillus fumigatus Af293, 1908 nucleotides long. NCBI's taxonomy places the organism in Eukaryota, Fungi, Ascomycota, Eurotiomycetes, Eurotiales, Aspergillaceae. The record is from RefSeq and is a predicted model, not a curated record.